Messenger RNA from Lepidothrix coronata (blue-crowned manakin), 1336 nucleotides. RefSeq lists its product as uncharacterized. Bases 53 to 1336 code for a protein of 427 amino acids. NCBI's taxonomy places the organism in Eukaryota, Metazoa, Chordata, Aves, Passeriformes, Pipridae. The record is from RefSeq and is a predicted model, not a curated record. The transcript is spliced from 9 exons.
GUACUUUGCAACCCUGUAGGAUACUGAUGAAACAAAUAGAAUUUUCACAGACAUGGAUAAUACAGGAACACAAGACACUUUUUCACAGUUAAGCCAGGAAAAGAUCCUCAAAAUUAUGAACAUGGUGAAAAAUAAAGAAGUGAGCAUUGAGGGGGCUUUGCAUUUGGCACAGAAGGAGGUGUAUGCUGAGAAGGACUCCCAGGAUUUGUUAACUGGAUCACAAUUUAACUUCAUUAUCUACAAAUACAAACACUAUCGGUGGCAGAAGCGAAUUUUGCAGAUUGAUUUCAACACAAGGACCAUUUUUAACAUUGAAAAAGGAACUAUUAAGAAACAGUUCCCUUUCUCUCAAGUCAAAGCCUGUGAAGACACUGAAAGGAGGCGCUUCAGCAUUGUGUUUCAUGGGCGACAAGAUUAUGAGCUGGAAGCUGUGUCUCUUGAUGAUAAAAGGAAGAUAAUAUACCUCCUGAGCAGAGUUUUACAGAGCAAUUCAUACAAGAGACCAGUGGAGUCCUGCUCUGGGAGACCUGCAGAAUGGGAUGUGAUACAUGAAGGGCUGCUGGAUUUGCAGCAAAACACUUUUGCAUCCACUGAAUGGGUGAAGUACUUGGUGCAACUACGUGAAGGAGAAUUGACUUUAUAUUGCAUAGGUCUGGGAGGAAAGAACAGCACUGCAGACCCUGGAGCAAACACAAUUAAUUUGUCAGGUGGGGAUGUGAGUGUCAGCAAGGAGAAUGGAUGCAGCACCUUUUCAGUUCAGACCAAAGAUCACAAUUAUUUGUUUCGAAUACCCUUUACUGUCCAAAACAGCAGGCCAGAGGAUGUUGGCAAGCUCCAGAAUGAAUGGGUGUCUCUCCUAGAAAGGUACUGUCAGCUGGGCCAGGGGGCCUCCCCACCUCAGGAGGAAUCUCAAGGGUGCACCUCCCCUGAAGCUGAUUAUGAGGAAUUUAUUGUACCUCUGAAUGAACAGAAAGAGGAGACUCUGCACUUUGGUAUUCACAAAUCUGUCUGGGGAUCACGUGACCCAUGUAAGAAGAAAGUUGAUGUAUCCAGGCUCUGUGAACAGUUCCAGAUCCAGGACACAGCAGUAUUUUCGGGCAAUGAGCCUUCAGUGAAUCAGCACAUCAUGUUAGACCGAAAAGUCGCACAUAACUUCAAGCAGACAUGUGAAAUCAUGUGUGUCACCUGUGAAAUCAAUGUAAGACUGACUUUAGAGGCUUUUCAAAUUUUGUGGGUUGUUCAGGUAAAGAAAAGUCAACAGGAGCAGGUUGGGAACCAGAAGUUUGAGUGCUGUGCUCAGUCUCUCUCCUGCAUUGAGGUCAAGAAAUUCAUGUAG